This is a messenger RNA of Phytophthora sojae, 810 nucleotides long. RefSeq lists its product as hypothetical. The annotation marks the transcript as partial. The record is from RefSeq and is a predicted model, not a curated record. NCBI's taxonomy places the organism in Eukaryota, Oomycota, Peronosporomycetes, Peronosporales, Peronosporaceae. Gene Ontology annotation, cellular component: nucleolus; TRAMP complex. Gene Ontology annotation, biological process: RNA 3'-end processing. Gene Ontology annotation, molecular function: poly(A) RNA polymerase activity; mRNA binding. The transcript has 6 exons.
GAGAUGCACCAACAGCAAGCCAUCGACUCCCUGCAGGAGCUGGUGCGAUCCCUGUGGCCCGAUGCUAUGAUUGACGUUUAUGGCUCAAGCUACACGCGGUUAGCAUUGCCUGUGAGUGACAUCGAUUGUGUGGAACGCCAGCCGUGGACAAAAGAACUGGAGCUGCUAGGAAGCGCGAAGAUCCCAGUGCUCAAGAUGACCUACUCCAUCGACCCAACCCAGCAAGAUGUGCUACUCGACCUCACGUGCGGUCAUUCCGUUGGCCACACUGGGCUGGGUGCCCGUGACCUAAUUUAUUCGUUCCAAGCGGAGAUGCCAGCCUUGCGCCCCCUGGUCCUGAUUCUGAAAAGCCAUCUCCUCCGCAAUGACUUGAAGUGCGCGUUCAUUGGCGGCAUCUCCUCCUACGUGUUGGUGAUCCUGGUGAUUCGAUUCUUGCAGGUACGCUGCGCUUGUGCUGGGCCGCAGCCGAAAUGGUGCUACAUCUUUUCCCGCAAUGGACGCGUUACGUGGCGCACUGGCAUCGGCAGCCUCCUGAUGCUCUUCCUGGAAACGUACAUUACGUUUGAUUAUCGCCAUUUCGGCAUCUCCAUUGAGAACGAAGGGUUCUUUUUUCUGCUUCCGCCGGAGAAAGUGGUCUCCUCGCAAGUCUCCGUUGUCAUCCCGUACGUCGCGGAUCCGAUCAAGCCUGGACGAAGCAUCUGCAACUGCUUCCGUAUGCACGAGGUGAUUCAAGCGUGGCUCGCAUUGUACCAGAACCUGGUGGCUGGCGCCCCAUUGGCGGCGUGCAUUGCAAGUGGUUUGAAUCCUUGA